UCAUCCCAAAGACAACACGGAAUUAUCAUAUUUAUUAUUUAAUAGUUUUAAAAACUUCAAGUUCUAUAUAUAAUUAAUCAUGGGUGUUGUAACUUAUGAAAUGGAGGUGGCUACAUCAGUCGCAGCAGCCAAAAUGUUCAAGGCAUUUGUGAUCGAUGGAAGCACACUCAUCCCCAAGAUCUUGCCCCAAGGUAUCAAAAGUAUUGACAUUCUUGAAGGAGACGGUGGCGCCGGAACUAUCAAGCAAAUUAACUUCGCCGAUGCAAGUCAUUUCAACUAUGCAAAGGAGAGGACAGAUGCAGUAGACAAGGAAAAUUUAACAUAUUCAUACUCAAUGAUUGAAGGAGAUGUGUUAGCAGAAAAACUUGAGAAAAUCACUAAUGAAAUUAAAUUUGAGGCAACUUCUGAUGGAGGAUGUGUCAUUAAAUCUCUGAGCACUUACUAUACAAUUGGAGAUUUUGAGCUGAAACAAGAGGAUAUUAAGGCUGGAAAAGAUAAAUCCAUGGGCUUGUUCAAGGCUGUUGAAGGUUACCUCUUGGCCAAUCCUGAUGCCUAAACUUUUUUUUUUUUUUUAUUUCUUGUGUUGAUUUGUGAUUUUCAAUCCAUUUUAUUUUUGUUUUGUUUGGCCAAAGGUGAAAAUUGGCAGUAAUAAUUGUGUUGGUGUGUUAUUGAAGCUUAUAAUGAUGUAUUGCUUUGUAUGAAUAUUAAUACUUGAAUAAUUGGGUUAUAUACCUUUUGAUA
Molecule: messenger RNA, 741 nt
Organism: Mercurialis annua (annual mercury)
Lineage: Eukaryota; Viridiplantae; Streptophyta; Magnoliopsida; Malpighiales; Euphorbiaceae
Product: major allergen Pru ar 1-like
Exons: 2
Coding region: 80-556 (158 amino acids)
Biological process (GO): abscisic acid-activated signaling pathway; defense response
Cellular component (GO): nucleus; cytoplasm
Molecular function (GO): abscisic acid binding; signaling receptor activity; protein phosphatase inhibitor activity
Source: RefSeq, a predicted model, not a curated record